AUGCGCAAGUGGCUCGGAACAUUUUCCACUCCUGAAGCUGCUGCCCGUGCAUUCGACCAAGCUGCUCGGGAGCUCCGUGGGACCCGGGCAAAGACGAACUUUCCACUGCCCGAGGAGCAGGCAGGCAAGGGUGGAGAUAUAAAUUGUGACAGGGAGACGGCUGUAAAGAGAAGGCCCUCAAAACGAGGUGUAAUAGUUGAUAUGGAUGAUGGAAAUGUGGGUGGGAUGUGCCGUGGUGGUGCGGGUGGGGAAGGGUCCUCAUGCCCUAGAAUUGAUGCACCCGUAUGGGAAGGGUCUUGCAAUGUCAGCAUGAAUGGAUCAGAAUCAAAAGGGGAGCCGGGUUCUGUGAGGAGUGUGAAUUGGAAGGAGAAUCGGGAUCAAGAUCAGGGCAGAGAAGAAGCUGUGGAGAGGAGUGCGGAUGGGAGUGGGGAAGACAAUGAUGGAGGGGAGGAUGAGGACCACUAUUCACGUGGAUGCUUCAUGAAAUUGAUUUCAAGCGAAAGUGCGUGUGCAGAUGCGGGGAACACAUGCUUGAUGGCCCUCGACUCAAAAGAGAGUGCAUGUGCAGCUGCAGGGUAUUCCAACAGAGCGGCAAGGGCAUGUGCUUUUGCGGAACCAGCUUACCCUACUCCUACCAACCGUAAAAUCACGGCUCUUGGCUUGCAGCUUGCUCGAAAGAACACACGUGGCAAUCGUUUGCUGCAAGAGCAGGAAUUGGUGAUGGGGGGAGCGGUGGAUCUAACGGCGUUGAUUGGGGAUGCCCCUAAUGCCCCAGACGUUGCAUGUGGAGAGCCAUUGCUGCUUGGGGAUUCUCUGGAAGAGGCAUGGGUCACGGCAGGAGCAAGCAAUCUGGCAGUGCUGGUUGGGAAUGCAACUGAUGGUUCGGUGAUGGCAGAUCAAGAGAGUUUUCUGAUCAGGGAUGCUCUGGAAGAGGGACCGGUAGCAGGAACAGCAAGCAAUCUUGCAGUGGUGGUUGGGGAUGCUCUUGAAGAGGCACUGUGCUCAGAAGGAGAAGAUGAUCGGGCAGAGCUGAUGGGAGACCAGCCUGAGUUCCCAAAUGACUUCCCAAAUGAUCGGAUGGCGCUACACGCAGAUGAAUUUGGGUGUGCUGGGGACAGGAAGCUGGCAGGGCAGUCUGGAGAGACAGGGGAGGAAGGGGGGCGUGGGGGGGAGUCAAGGAAGGAAGGAGAGGAAGGGAUGGAAGGGGAUGCAGAGUGGAAUGUGAGGAUGUAUGCAGAGGGCGUGAGAGCAGGUGCUGCAGAGGAUGAUGAUGUUCAGACGCAAGCUGGGCUGGAUAGUUGGAUGCUGGAGGACCUACUGCCUCUUGAUGGGUUGACUCUAGAGGGAGUGACUGAGAAGGACGUGGCUCUAUUGGGUGUGACAGCAGCAGAGGGUGUGAUUCCAGAGGAUGGGACUGUACAGGGUAUGAUUCCAGAGGGUGGGAAUGUAGAUGGUGCGCUCCACAGGGUGACUUUCGAGGAUGUGACUGCAGAGGGUGUGACGGGAGCAGGUGCUGCAGAGGGUGUGACAGCUGCAGGUGCUGCAGAGGGUGUGACAGUACCAGGUGCUACAGAGGAUGAGGUUAUUCAGGAUUGA
This is a messenger RNA of Closterium sp. Naga37s-1, 1596 nucleotides long. The record is from the annotation of a GenBank genome assembly. NCBI's taxonomy places the organism in Eukaryota, Viridiplantae, Streptophyta, Zygnematophyceae, Desmidiales, Closteriaceae.